Messenger RNA from Ilyonectria robusta, 1284 nucleotides. RefSeq lists its product as uncharacterized. NCBI's taxonomy places the organism in Eukaryota, Fungi, Ascomycota, Sordariomycetes, Hypocreales, Nectriaceae. The transcript has a single exon. The record is from RefSeq and is a predicted model, not a curated record. The annotation marks the transcript as partial.
UUUCUCAAGAGCCUCUACUUUAGCGGCAUUAAAGCAAGACACCACAAAAUCGAUCGAGCACACUCGACAACCUUCCAAUGGAUAUUCGAUUCAAGCAAGAACUCGGAAAUUCGCUUCAACGAUUGGCUUCGUGGGGAUAGUGGCAUUUUCUUCGUGCACGGCAAACCCGGAUCUGGCAAGUCAACCCUCAUGAAGUAUAUUUUUCAUGCGCCGGAAACCAGAGAACAGCUAAAGGAAUGGGCGGGGGAAAAGAAACUGGUGAUGGCACAGUACUUCUUUUGGAACGCCGGUUCGACACUUCAAAAGUCGCAAGAGGGCCUAUUACGCUCACUCUUGUUCGAGAUCCUCUGCAAAUGUCGCGACUUUAUUCCACUUGUAAAACAAAGUAUUGGAGACAUCGAGGACUUUGAGAGUGACGAGGAUCGGUGGUCCAAAGACCAGCUUCUCCGAACCUACAGGGUCUUGGUGGAUACAGACUUGUCAACACGAUUCUGCUUCUUUAUUGAUGGACUAGACGAGUAUUACGACAGCAAUCGAAAACCCGAGGAGCUGAUCCAUACCCUGCGGAGUAUUCAGGCUACUCGUGACAUCAAACUCUGCGUUUCCAGUCGACCCUGGCCAGCAUUCAUGGAUUCCUUCACCAAGACCGAGUGGGUUCUGAAAGUCGAAGAUCUCACCAGCGACGACAUUAUUCAAUACGUGACGGACAAAUUUAACGAGGAGGAGCAAUACCGAGAGUUAAGCAAGGCAAAUUCCGAGUAUGCCGACGUGGUUCAGCAGGUCGCAACUCACGCCAAGGGCGUAUUUCUUUGGGUGAUCCUGGUAGUGCGCAAUUUGGUGGAGGGUUUCCGGAACAAGGACGCGGUUCGGCUGAUUAGAGACCGCCUCGAAAAUUUCCCUAAAGACCUCCAGAAAUUCUUCGAGCACAUGCUGAACUCGAUUCCGGACAUCUAUCGCAAGCUCACGGCGCGGACCUUUCAGACUGCAGCGUCUUCCCAGAGACCACUACUCCUCUUGCUUUAUUCAUUUCUCGACGAGAUGGAAGCAGACACGAACUCGCUGCACCAGUUGAUUCGAAAACCGUUCAACCUCUCGGAAAUCCAGUCGAGACAGGAUCAAAUGCGGCGACAACUGUACGGGAGGAGCCAAGGACUCCUUGAGGUAGUGUCGGACGAAGACGAGACGAAACCAUUCUUUCAGUUGAGGGUCGACUUCCUCCAUCGAACUGUACGGGACUUCUUGCUGGACCUGACAAGUGGAGACGACAUUUUCGAACAGAGUCUC